This is a messenger RNA of Hymenoscyphus albidus, 3175 nucleotides long. The record is from the annotation of a GenBank genome assembly. NCBI's taxonomy places the organism in Eukaryota, Fungi, Ascomycota, Leotiomycetes, Helotiales, Helotiaceae.
CUUCACCACACUGUGCGAGUGACGUGCACAACGACUUUUAUUCACGGUUGCACAUCUUUAUUCAACUUGACUCACCCUGGUCGGAUAUAAGGCCCUUCUUAAAUCCGGACAUAUUCUUCUCCCAUUCCUUCCCCCUUGUAUAUCAGUCAAACCAAUCUUGGUCUGGUCGCUCGUUUCUGGAAGACCAAAGAAUAUCCAUCCGCUCCAGCCAGUUCAGUUGCCUUUCACUCUUUCAGGGAACCCUGCAGCAAUCUUUGUACAUUUGGUGCGUGCACAAGAGGAACAAGCUCUUCGACCCACCUCCACCUCCACGGCUGUCAACCGGUUGCCUGGUAAACGCUAAGCUUCCGGCCGAUCCCACAUACCGAAACUCUAAUUCCGGGUAUCCCCGCGUUGCCGUGCCGUCGGAACGCGUCGGCUUCUCCUCGAUAUCAAGUCGUCAGAAAAUAUUCUCCUCUCUUUUUCUUGACCUCCCUGUUUUUAUACAAACAACACCACAUCCAGAAAUAUAGACCGACUGCGCGCACAACACUGGACAUCAUGGUUGGAACCGACCAACAGUCGAAUAUGGAUGCCUCCACCCUCAAUAACAAGACUGCUCCACCCAGUUUGGACGACCAAACUGCAGACAAGGGAACGAGUGUCGAAUUGAAGGAUUUGUCUAAAGCCAACUCAACAACCCCUGAAGUUUCUGCAAAUGAUGAGCCUAUUGGAUUGACAAAGGUUGCGACCACGAAGUCGAUCAUGUCUGCCAAAGAUGCUCAACAAGAACUGGAUCGUAUAAUGACGAGCGGCGCUAAUGUAGAAUACCCUACUGGUGCAAAACUCGCUCUUAUCUCCCUGGCCCUCUGCCUUUCUGUGAGUUCAUCUCAAGCGAGGUCUGUCAUUGAGUCUCAUAGCUAAUCUGUUGAUAGGUCUUUCUCAGUCAGUUCGCUUACACCUUUCGCAAACCAAUGUCGCUAACUGGAUAUAGUCGCCCUUGACAAUACCAUCAUUGCGACUGCUAUCCCAUCCAUCACAGACCAAUGUAAGUAUUUGAACCCAGUCUUUGCUGUGACCCCCAGCUAAUAUUAUAUCUUCUAGUCGCAAGUCUCCCAGAUGUCGGAGUAUGUCAAAUUUCCACCCAAACACAAACACUUCAGUUACUAACACUUGAUAGUGGUAUGGUUCUGCGUACCUCUUGACCACCGCAUCGUUCCAAUUACUCUUUGGUAAAUUUUACACUUAUUUUUCUAUUAAGUGGGUUUACUUAAUUGCUAUUGGUAUCUUCGAACUUGGCAGUCUCGUAUGUGGGGUUGCCCCAAACUCCACUGCACUCAUUCUAGGAAGAGCUGUCGCUGGUCUCGGGUCUGCUGGCAUUUUCUCUGGAGCAUUAAUCAUCGUUGCAUAUUCGGUGCCUCUAUCCAAGAGACCCCUAUAUACCGGAGGAAUCGGAGCGAUGUAUGGCAUAGCAUCCGUCGCUGGUCCCUUACUAGGUGGCGUCUUUACGGACAAGGUCACCUGGAGAUGGUACGUCUUUCUCUCGUGACGAUUUUUUUUUCAGAGCUAAUAUUGAACAGGUGUUUCUAUAUCAAUUUACCCAUCGGCGCGAUCACUGUUAUCGUCAUCUUGUUGUUCUUCAAGCCACCACAUCGAGAAGCUAUUGCUAGCCUUGGUUGGAAGGCUCGAAUCAAGGAGUUUGAUCUAGAAGGUACAGCAGCAUUCAUUCCUGCAAUUAUCUCGCUUUUGUUGGCCUUACAAUGGGGUGGAACCAAAUACCCUUGGGGCGAUGCCAAGAUCAUUGGACUUCUCGUUACUUUUGGUGUCUUGAUCGCGAUCUUCAUCGGAAUUCAACUUUGGAAGCAAGAUUCUGCCACAAUCCCACCAGGAAUCAUGAAGAAGAGAACUGUUUGGAGUAGCUCCUGGUAUUCUUUUACCAUCGGCUCAUGCUUCUUGUUGCUUGUUUACUACCUGCCAAUUUGGUUUCAAGCUGUCAAGGGAGCGAGUGCAGUUAAGUCUGGUAUCAUGAAUUUGCCAUUGAUCAUGUCCUUGGUUGUCUGCAGUGUUUUUGGCGGUGCUGCAGUUACGAUUCUUGGGCAAUGUAAGUAUCUCCUUCAACUUGACACCCUUUUCAGACAAGUACUAAUGUUUCGCAGAUGCGCCUUUCAUGAUCGCUUCCUCCAUCCUCGCGGCUAUUGGAGUUGGACUACUGACAACUCUUACUCCGGAAUCCAACCACGCAUACUGGAUGUAAGUAACACCUUAUCCGUCUCCUAUUCGCAAUUCGCGCGCUAACACAACACAGCGGCUAUCAAGCAUUGGGUGGUAUUGGUGUAGGUUUGGGCAUGCAGCAACCGUAAGUUGAGGUGUUUGAUUGUUUGUGGUCCAGUGACUAACGCACUGUUUCCAGAAUGAUUGCAGUGCAGACUGUACUCGACAUUUCCCAAGUUCCUGUCGGAACAUCAAUCAUCAUAUUUGUCCAGACCUUGGGAGGCGCUCUCUUUGUGUCAGUUGGCCAAAGUGUCUUCACCAACAAACUCGCGGAAGGACUUGCCAGAUACGCACCGUCAAUUGACCCCGCUACAGUCCUCGCUGUCGGAGCGACCUCUCUUCAAAAGAGCUUACCAAAAGACAUCCUCCCAGGAGUCAUUCUCGCAUACAACGACGCUCUUACCCGAGCAUUCCUUGUCUCUGCCGCCAUGGCCACCUUUUCCAUCCUGGGAUCCACCAUCGUAGAAUGGAAAUCAGUCAAGGGCAAGAAUGUCAGCGUGGGCGCCGCAUGAUCCCUUCCUUUUCAUCCCGCCACUCCUCAUUUGCAUCGUGUAAAUACGGGAACUUUUUGCUGUUCAUAGGCCUUUGUGCUUUUCUCGGUUGGCAUAUACCCCCGCACACGGCGUUAUUACGGAAGGAUAGACCUCGCUCAUAUGAUUUCCUUUUUCAUGUUCCUGUUUGUUUUCUUUGCAAGUACAUUACGAUACCCGUUGCGUUCCUGCUGUUUUUUAUGGUGCCCUUUUCGCGAUCAAGAUGGAGUUUUUUCUUGUAUCUUGUUAGGGGAUUGGGGAUGGGUGGAGUUUGUACAAAUGCAGCAGUGGAAAGCAUCGGGUCACUUUAGUUUAGAGCAUAAAAUCACACCACUCACAUAGUGAUAGAACUUUCUGCUAGAUGGUGUAAUACCGAUAGAGAGUUGUUCUGAGAA